Molecule: messenger RNA, 459 nt
Organism: Hymenoscyphus albidus
Lineage: Eukaryota; Fungi; Ascomycota; Leotiomycetes; Helotiales; Helotiaceae
Source: the annotation of a GenBank genome assembly
GUUCAUAUGCGCAAGCAAAAAACCUCAACCCCUCCACGAUACCAAAACAUCCCACCGUGACUUCAACCACUUCCGCAUACAGCGCCCCAGACCUUCUACAAACCAAAACACCCCAUCCGAACCAACCCACAAAAUGGGAGGCGCAGACAGAGCCGGUUAGCGGAUGAUUUCCCGCUGCGUUUCUGCGUUUCUGCUUUUCACUAAUCCGACGAAUAGGUGGCAAGGCAAAGCCCUUGAAGCAGCCAAAGAAGGCACCAAAAGGAGAGAUGGACGAAGAAGACAAGGCUUUCGCCGAGAAGCAAAGAGCUGGUGACUAGCAACAUUCCAUAUGUUAUUGCACUUUUGCUAACCACAACCAAAGACGCAAAGGCAAAGGCCGAAAUGGCUGCGAAAGCGAAAGGCUCGAAAGGUCCACUCAACACCGGCUCCCAGGGUAUCAAGAAGAGCGGCAAAAAAUGA